AUGUGUGAGAAUUAUGAUAUUCUAUUUCCAGACCAACCAGUGGUUGAUCUUUAUCUUCCAAUGUGGGCUAAACAUCAGCAUUUGGCCAAUAAACCUGCUUUCAAGUGGGUUGAUGAAGCAGGCAAUGAGCAGUGCAGUUUGACAUACUCAGAGCUCCAUGCUUCUGCAUCCACCAUUGCCUCAAAUCUUAGAAGUACACUGCGAAAAGGUGAUACAGUUUUGAUUCUCUGCCCACCUGGGAUUGAAUUUGUGGGAACCAUUUUUGGGUGCCAAAGAGCUGGGCUAGUGAGUGUUCCCAUGCUUCCUCCUCAUCCAUCCUUCUCUUCUCAGGAGGACUGCCUUAAACUCGUAAGGAUACUGCAACAGAUUCAACCCAAGGCUGCCAUAGCUCAUCCUACCUAUAUUUCAAGUGUCAUGAAGAAGAAUGAUGCUAAUGAAAUGGGUAUUUUGUUGAAGAAAAUGCAGUGGAUAUCACUGGUAUCCUUAUUCAAAGCCAAUGGACCAGAGAUAUCAUUAAUUAAUGGAGGUGAGAACAAAUACAGUGGGUGUAGAGAAGAAGACCUUUAUUUGAUACAGUACACUUCUGGGGCAACAGGUAACCCUAAGCCAGUCAUGAUAACAGCAGGAUCUGCAGCACACAAUGUAAGAGAAGCAAGAAAAGCAUAUGAUCUUGAGCCAUGGAGUGUCAUAGUUUCAUGGCUUCCUCAGUAUCAUGAUUGUGGUCUAAUGUUCCUUCUACUCACCAUUGUUAGUGCUGCAACCUGUAUUUUAACUUCUCCAUUCAUGUUCAUCAAAAGGCCAACCUUGUGGCUGGAAAUGGUGAGUAAAUACAAGGCUACCUGCACACCAGUACCAUCUUUUGCCCUUCCUCUUGUGCAAAACUACAUGAGCAGUGGAUCUAAGGGAGAGUCACACAUCAAACUGAAUCUAGAAACCCUAAGAAAUCUUAUAGUGAUUAAUGAACCUAUAUAUGGUACUGUUGUGGAAAGCUUUGUCAAGAAGUUUUCGGUAUAUGGUCUGAGUGCUUCUGCCAUGGCUCCAUCCUAUGGACUUGCAGAAAACUGUACAUUUGUAUCUACUGCAUGGGGACCCAAUAUAAGCCAAACUCCUACUUACAGAGGCCUUUUGCCUUGUGCAAGAAUUUGCUCACAAUUGGAACUCGACAUUGAAAUGAUAGUUGUUGAUCCAAAGACUUGUGAAGAAGUAGAAGCAGGCGAAGAAGGUGAGAUUUGGAUCUCUUCUCCAAGCAAUGCAGACGGCUACCUCGACAACCCUUGGCUUACAAACGAGGUAUUCCUAGCAAGGCCAAAGAGAAAAGGAGAUUGGGACAAAGGAAGAUUUUACUUAAGAACAGGAGAUAUGGGUGUUAUUACAAAAGGCAUUGAUCAGUAUUUGUAUAUAACUGGUCGUCUCAAGGACAUUAUAAGAGCAAGAGAUCGUUUGGUGCAUCCUCACUAUCUUGAAACAACUGCUUUCAUGAGCUGUACUCAGAGUUUGAGAGCAGGUUGUGCUGCUGCCUUUGAAGCAGACAUAACUAGAUCUAACAAAAAAGUAAUAGUAGUACUUGCUGAACUGCAGAAUUUUGAGCAUAAAUAUAUCACAGCCCAAGAUGAAGGUAGGAUGAAAAGAAUUUGUGAAAAUAUUUAUUUGUGUAUUGAGAAGGAGCAUGGAGUGGCUGUUGGCUUUGUUGGGUUGGUUAAGGCUCGGUGUAUUCCAAAGACUACAUCAGGGAAGUUACAGAGAUGGAAAACAGGAAGACAAUUAAUGACAGGUGAGAUGGAACUAGUACACAAAGAAUGGUUUGGACUGGGUAAUUAUAAUAAUGUCUUGUUCAUGUGCUGUAAUGGGAGGGAUCUCUGUGAGAGAUGUAGAGGGCUACAACUGCAAGAAUUCACGGACAAUGCCAGCACUGAAGUGAAUUAUGGUUUUCUGAAAUCGUUGAUGUAA
Molecule: messenger RNA, 1947 nt
Organism: Cryptomeria japonica (Japanese cedar)
Lineage: Eukaryota; Viridiplantae; Streptophyta; Pinopsida; Cupressales; Cupressaceae
Exons: 3
Coding region: 1-1947 (648 amino acids)
Source: RefSeq, a predicted model, not a curated record